Messenger RNA from Triplophysa rosa, 5801 nucleotides. RefSeq names its product QKI, KH domain containing, RNA binding 2 (gene qki2). The record is from RefSeq and is a predicted model, not a curated record. The transcript has 7 exons. Lineage: Eukaryota; Metazoa; Chordata; Actinopteri; Cypriniformes; Nemacheilidae. The coding region runs from base 637 to 1590 and encodes 317 amino acids. Gene Ontology annotation, molecular function: mRNA binding. Gene Ontology annotation, cellular component: nucleus. Gene Ontology annotation, biological process: regulation of mRNA splicing, via spliceosome.
CUGUACAAGUUUCUCCUCCCAUAGGCGACUUCGCACGAUGGCAAUGUUGAGCAAUGUAGCGUUGAUCAAGAUCAUGUGACAGACAGACAGACACUCAACAGCACUGAUCAUAGAAACAUCAGGAGUUUCCACAGCGCGCGGCGACACACACUGAACAUUGCGCUGCUGUAAACCGUUAUUCAACUUCUGUCUGAACGGCGGCUCGGUGAAAGUGCUGGAGUGAAACUACAUGGAACAGCCUGGAUCUAAAAAACGGUUGGGGGACGAUAAAAACAUCCGAAGGUUGAAGUGAGUGAGUGAGACGCGCAAAUCUCAGCGGGCAUGCGGGAGUUUUUGGAGUUAUUUGACGGCAAACAUUUCGCAAACAUUUAAGAACUGUCGGGAAGGUUUUUUUUUCCGUUUUUGCUUCAAGUUCAACGAAAAACUAAACCGUCAGCUCAUGGUUGUGGGUGAUUUGCAACGUUGUGUUUGAAAAAGUAGCAGCACCAAGGCAAGGCAAGACUUCGUUUACUGGAGUAACGUUAAAUAAAACGGGGGAAACAGAUUAAAUCCCUCCGUCCGGCGUUUUUGUGGGGGAAGUCGUGUAUUUUUCCGUAACUCGUGUAUUGCUUGAAGGCUUUUGAAGGUAUUUCAAACAUGGUUGGGGAAAUGGAAACGAAGGAGAAGCCCAAGCCGACUCCUGAUUAUCUGAUGCAGCUCAUGAACGACAAGAAACUGAUGAGCAGCCUGCCAAACUUCUGCGGCAUCUUCAACCAUCUCGAGCGACUCUUGGAUGAAGAGAUCGGUCGGGUACGGAAGGACAUGUACAAUGACACGCUGAACGGCAGCACAGACAAAAGGACGUCUGAACUCCCGGACGCUGUGGGGCCUAUCGCACAACUCCAAGAGAAACUCUAUGUGCCUGUCAAAGAGUACCCAGACUUUAAUUUUGUGGGAAGAAUCCUGGGGCCCCGCGGCCUGACUGCCAAACAACUGGAGGCCGAGACGGGCUGCAAGAUUAUGGUGCGAGGAAAAUGCUCCAUGAGAGACAAAAAGAAGGAAGAGCAGAACAGGGGGAAACCGAACUGGGAACAUCUGAACGAAGACCUCCACGUCCUCAUCACUGUGGAAGAUUCUCAGAACCGCGCUGAGAUCAAACUCAAGAGAGCCGUGGAGGAAGUCACGAAGCUGCUGGUCCCUGCGGCGGAAGGUGAGGACAGCCUGAAGAAAAUGCAGUUGAUGGAGUUGGCCAUACUCAACGGCACAUACAGAGACGCCAAUAUCAAGUCACCGUUAGCCUUCACGCUGGCCGCUACCGCACAAGCUCCCCGUAUCAUCACAGGCCCCUCACCGGGCAUGCCCCACGGGGCCCUGCGUACCCCCGCACCCUCUGCCCCCACCCUCAUGCCCCUCAUCCGACAGAUCCAUACCUCUGCCCUCAUGCCCACGGGCACGCCCCACCCUGCCACCCUCAUAUCCCAGAGCCCGGAAUCGGGCAUCAUCUAUGCACCCUACGAAUACCCCUACACCUUGGGACCUGCAACCUCCAUCCUUGAAUACCCCAUUGACUCCAGUGGUGUUUUAGGUAUGGCUUUCCCAACAAAAGGCUAAAAACACUGAGAGGUGUAACAGUCUUCAACCUAUACGAGUGUUAAACUGCUUUGCUUUACAGCUGCUUUGGAACAAAAACAGAGAAAAGUGCAAAUGAAAAUUCCGUUUAAAAAAAAUAAGAAACAAAAGACUAUAGGUCACCACGGCUCAUGUUUACACUGGUCUUAACUGAUAUUUUCAGAUAAAUUCUGAUAAUUAAGCCUUUUAUUACAUUCCUCUGUUUGAAACGUAAUGUAAUCUAUAUUUGUUUAGCUUGUAAUAUUUGCAUUACUUGUAACUGUUUCCUAGACAUAUAAAGUGAUCAGUAUUAUUGCUAAAGUAACAUAUUUGUGAAAAACAUACUACAUUAAGUAACCCGUAGUGAAAUUAUUUCUGAGGCAUCUAGGUGGAAAUCAGGGCUCUAUUAUCAUGGUAUCAAUUACUUAAAGCGUUAAAAGCAACACCAGUUUUUUUUUUGUAGGAUGUGAAUUUUGCCAUGAUGGGGCCCUUAUAAAAAAGAAUGUUCACUAGUGCCUUGCUAAUUUGCUUUUACAAGCCUUGUUAAACACUUCUAGUGUUGAUUGAAGUGUAGUGUUCAUGUGUUUUGAUGAAUAAUCUGAUUUUAACUCUUGUUUUGUUGGCAAUGUUGCGCUCUGAGCAGGUGCCGUGACUACUAAAGUACGAAGGCAGGAUAUGCGCGUCCAUCCUUACCAAAGGGUAGUGACCGCAGAACGAGGUUAGUUUAGCUCCAGUGUAAAAGCUGUGCUGUGUGUGUGUCUGUGAACAGAUGUUUCAAGUAUGCUGAUCGCACUGUUUCAUUGCAUCUGCCUUAAUGCAAAUAAGUAAUCUUAUAGUCAUUUCUAACCUGCCAAACAUUAAGAUGAGCUCGGCAUCAUUUGAAAGUGGUGAUGCUGUUGUCUGUAUAAUACAUUCCAAUCCAUCCGCACAAAUCUGCCAACCUGAAUGCAUUGAAACUGUGGGUGUUAUCAGCUUACUUAGUAUUAUUUGAGCAUGUUCAAAAUACAAAAACUAUGCGUUGUUACAUGAAAAAUGUAAUUGAUUAUCGUAAUAGGCUAUGACAGUUUAUGACAAAUUCCAGAUUUAGUGUGAUAUGAUAAAUCUAGCACUUACAUGGUUUAAGUAUUGAAACAAACAUGAUUUAAAACUCAGUGGCAAGGGUCGAUAGAUAUUUGGACACUUUAGUCUCAUAAAAAUGCAAAAAUGUCGUUGCAUAAUAUAAAAAUCAUCAAACCAUUUGGUAUGAAAUUUAGGCCUUAAGUACAACGUUAAAACAUAGUUUGUUUUAAAUGUCUAUAAAAUAAAUUUAUCGUUCAAAAUUAGUACAAAAAUUCUGGAUUCAUAGUUAAAGUGACCAGAACUGUAUGAAAACAGUAAAAAUGACAUUGAAACUUAUUGGUUAGGAAAUGUAUGUUCUGAGAAAAGCUGUAGCAUCAUUUGUUUACAGAUGCCACUUGGUUUGAUAAUUUGUUAUCUAAUGUAAUGAAACUUAUUUUGAGUUUGAUUCAUAGGGACAGUUCACCCAAAAAGAAAAAAUGAUGUCAUCAUUUACUCACCCUUGAGUUGUUACAAAUCUCUAUAAAUGUCUUUGUUCCGAUGAACAUAGAUAUUUGGAAGAAUGCUUGUAACCAAACAGUUCUUGGUCACAUUUAACUAGCAUAGAAGGAACAUUUACAAUGGUUGUCAAAAAAAAAAAAAAGUGGGGCAGGCCUAAUGGUUAGAGAGUCAGACUCGUGACCAGAAGGUUGCCGGUUUGAUUCCCAGGGCCGGCGGGUAACGACUGAGGUGCCCCUGAGCAAGGCACCUUACCCCUACCUGCUCCCCGGGUGUACGUGUGUUCACCACUUGCUGUGCGUGUGUUCACUACUCUCUGGAUGGGUUAAAUGCAGAGGUCACAUUUCGGGUAUGGAUCACCAUAUCUGACUAAUAGGUCACUUUCACUUUACAUUCUUCAAAAUAACUUAUUUUGUGUUCAACAGAACAAAGACAUUUAUAAAGCGAUUUUGGUGGCCAAGAACUGUUUGCUUUCCUACAUUCUUCUAAAUAGCUUUCCUCAGUGGUUAGAGUGUGGCGUUAGCAACGCCAAGGUCAUGGGUUCAAUCCCAGUGAUCGCACAUACUCAGAAACAAUUGUAUAGUGUAAUGCUUUGGAUAAAAGUGUCUGCCAAAUGCAUAAAUGUAUAUGUGUUCAUCAGAACUAAGAAAUUUAUACAGAUUUGGAACAACAUGAGGGUGAGUAAAUAAAGACAGAAUUUUCACUUUUGGGUGAACUGUUCCUUUAAGUGUCCAAAUACUUUCUGGAAUCUCUCUAGACCUUAAUACAGCUAGUUUAAUACAUACAAAGGUUCUACAGAACAUUUAUGGAGCGAAACUGCCCGUUCGGUGAGCUCUGUUACUCUGAUGAUAUAGUGAGAGCCUUUAGGCUCAUGGUCAAUGAAGUGUGAUGGAGCUCACAGGUUUCAUCUCUUUAUUUCUUCAUUUGUCAUUUCUUUGAUAUCAUUCUCUCAGCAUAUUUUAAGGAAACUGUAUUCUAGCUAUUCUUAAUUGCAAUUAAUUGAAUCGUUUUGUCUGCACUCAACAAAACUGUUUUUGCAUUUCAUUUGGGGAGUAACAUAAAAUUAUAACUAUAAUUUAGUUUUUUUUAUAACAAGCAUAAAUUUAUCAUGGUCCAGCCUGGUCAGACCAUCAUGAAUUAAAGCUAAUGAAAGGAAAUUCAAUGCCAUUUUUCUUGAUUUACAGUAUGAAUGGAUGCUUAACCAUAUUUAUUGAGAAAAUUCAGUAUUCCAUAUUUCAAUUAUAAGCUGUUUUGUUUUUCUCAUUUUUUCCCAUCGUGUGAUUUACAAAGCAUUUUUUUUCAUAAUAGUGCGUACACUGUUUGAAACCUUUUUUUACAUAUAUUAUUUAUGCAUUUUUACUACAGUUUUUAUUUGUAUAGCUCGACGGAUUUUUAUUAGGAUAAACUAUGAAGUCUGUGGCCAGAAUCGUUGAGCACAUUCAAGCAAACUCUUAAAAUGCCUUACAUGGAAAUAAACUGGAUCUAAGGGAACUACAUGAUCAGCUUUUAAAGACAGCUGUAAUGAAACUGAUAUUUAAAAAAACACAUCGUUGUGCCAAAACUGUACAUAAAAUAACUAGGACUCCUGAGAGAAACUGUAAACGUGAGAAUCUACUGAUCAAUAUAAGUAAAUUUCAUACCUGUAAGACCUUAACAUGUAAUAGUCCAAUACAACUGACCAAUUUAAUGCAUAACAAUUGUGAAAUUGCACAAUAAGUCAAAUCUAUCUUGUGUGGUUUACUGCCCAUAUAGCCUUAGAAAGAACUCCAGGUUUUGUUCUGUAUGUUGCAGUAUAUUAUGUUUAAGGUCGUGUGGAUGAGAAAUUCUCAUUGUACCAGGUUUGGGUAGUACAUCGCACAAGAUAGACCAGACAGAUAUGAAGGUUAGAACUUGUUUGAGGAGGAAAAUCAUCAUAUGUGCUGCCUGAACAUUUACAGUGAUUUUCCAUUCAAAUAGAGCUGCUUUUGCUCAUAAAUGGAGAAAUGUAAAGGAGUGCUUAGGAUUGCUUUAAUCUCCCCAUCCAAGAACUUCCUCAUGGUAAAAAUAUGGCACAAAUAGUUUGCACUGAAGAUUUUAUAUCACCGGCUCUUAGGCGCGGACAGAGCUAGUGAAACGAGAAAAUACAAAACGGCAAAACCUCAGUUCAGAUGUUUAUAAGAGCAGGACGGUCUGUAAGCACAAGACCGACAGAUGAAAUAUUCCAGUUUUGGUUUUUUGUUUCUUUUCUCUGUUGUUUUGCAGUACAUUUCUUUUGAAUUUUGUCAUAUGUAUGGAAAAGAACCAAGUUAUCGUGUGUGUGAUCUUUUUAAAUACGUUUAUGAAAGCAAUAUGUUUAACUAUAAAGCAAGAACAUUUAUGAAAUUUUAUUGUAUUUGUAAAUGAAUAGGAAAGUUAUGCUAGUGAACAUGUAGGCGGAGAGAACAAUGCCAUGUUAUUAAAGGGGGUACGUUUUUAGGAUGUCGUACCAAUGGUGGUCUUAUAAGCUGCAGGCUAAGAGUUUGUCAGCUUGCGGAACAAGUCGAUUUGUCUUUCUAAUUGUUUUCUUGUGCUGUAGCCCUAAAUUUCAGCCAAUAUGCUUUAGAUUCAAUGUGUUUGAGUAGCAUUCUGUAUUUUUUUGUAAAUAGUCCAAUUUUAAAGGCAAUAAAGUUGAGUUUUAAAAA